CAAUUUUGGGCGGACAGUAAACAAAUAUUUUUCCAGCUAAAAGUUCUUUCCCACUGCAUUUCCAUGUCCGAUUAUUAUUAUCAAAAACCGUGAGUGGUUACCAAAUUUCGCCACUCAUAUCAUACAAUUAUAAUCCCCAAAUUCACCAAUCUUCUUAAUCCAAACACCUUUCAAUUGAAUCUCAACAGCAAUGUCAACUGUCACCAGCAACUGUUCGUUACUCCCUCACUUCUGCACAACCGAAUUUGCAUCUUCAACUGCUUCUAAAUCCUGUCGGUUCACUUCAGUUUCGAAAACACACCGAAUUAUUAGGUGUCAAUCGACAAGUACAGAUGAGAAGAGGAAUAAGAGUAGAAAUGUGUUGGAUAAUGCAAGCAAUUUGCUGACUAAUUUCUUGAGUGGUGGGAGUAUAGGAUCAAUGCCUGUUGCUGAAGGUGCUGUCUCUGAUUUGUUUGGGAAACCUCUUUUCUUCUCUUUGUAUGAUUGGUUCAUAGAGCAUGGAUCAGUUUAUAAACUUGCCUUUGGUCCAAAAGCAUUUGUAGUUAUAUCAGAUCCUAUUGUCGCCCGAUAUAUUCUUCGCGAAAAUGCAUUUUCGUAUGAUAAGGGAGUUCUUGCCGAUAUUCUGGAGCCAAUUAUGGGAAAAGGACUAAUUCCUGCUGACUUAGACACUUGGAAGCAAAGGCGAAGAGUUAUAGCUCCGGGUUUUCAUACCUUAUAUUUGGAAGCUAUGGUGAAAAUGUUCGCUAAUUGUUCCGAAAGAUCAAUAUCAAAACUCGAGAACCUUCUAGAAGCCAAAAACUUGCAAGGAGGGCACGAAAUCGAGUUAGAUCUCGAAGCGGAAUUCUCGAAUUUGGCCCUGGAUAUAAUCGGUCUCGGUGUUUUCAAUUACGACUUCGGUUCUGUCACAAAAGAAUCUCCUGUCAUUAAGGCAGUAUACGGCACGCUUUUCGAAGCCGAACAUCGAUCAACUUUCUACAUUCCGUAUUGGAAAUUUCCUCUGGCUAGAUGGCUGGUUCCCAGACAACGGAAAUUUGCAAACGAUCUCAAGAUUAUUAAUGAUUGUCUUGAUAAUCUUAUAAAAAAUGCAAAAGAGACGAGACAGGAAACGGAUGUUGAGAAACUGCAGCAAAGAGACUACUCGAAUCUCAAGGAUGCGAGUCUGCUGCGUUUCUUAGUUGACAUGAGGGGAGUUGAUGUUGAUGAUCGACAACUACGGGAUGACUUGAUGACAAUGCUCAUUGCUGGCCACGAAACAACAGCUGCUGUUCUUACGUGGGCCGUCUUUCUUCUGGCUCAACAUCCCGACAAAAUGAAGAAAGCACAAGCGGAAAUCGAUGCUGUCGUCUCACAGGAUGGAAUAACUUUGGAGUCACUUAAAAAGCUAGAAUAUGUUAGACUAAUCAUUUCUGAAAGUCUACGCUUGUAUCCUCAACCUCCGUUACUCAUCAGGCGUUCUCUAAAAUCAGAUCGAUUACCAGGAGGUUAUAAGGGUAAUAAAGAAGGAUACGAAAUUCCAGCUGGGACCGAUUUAUUUAUUUCAGUAUAUAACCUUCAUAGAUCUCCAUACUUCUGGGACAACCCUAAUGAAUUCGAACCGGAGCGGUUUCUUGUUCAAAAAGAUAACAAUGACAUUGAAGGGUGGGCGGGCUUUGAUCCAUCUAGAACCGCUGGAUCUCUGUACCCAAACGAGACUGUAUCGGACUUUGCAUUUUUACCAUUUGGUGGCGGGCCAAGAAGAUGCGUGGGAGACCAAUUUGCGCUAAUGGAAUCGACGAUAGCGUUAGCGAUGCUAUUACAGAAGUUUGAUGUGGAGCUAAAAGGAUCUCCGGAUUCGGUGGAACUUGUCACAGGAGCAACGAUUCAUACGAAAAGUGGGCUUUUCUGCAAAUUAAAGAAGAGAUCUCACACUCAUUAGCAAUAAAGUUUGCUUCUUUCUCUUGUUAUUAGCUUCUGAUUAAAUGGUACAUGUGACCCUUGAGUUUAUAUUUGGUUUUUUCAACAAUGGAACAAGUUCAAUCAUGUAAAACAGUUAUAAUUACUUAAGUUUUGUGAAUUAUAUGUUUAAAAUUAAAAAAAUAAAAUAACUAGUAUGGAGAUA
Molecule: messenger RNA, 2098 nt
Organism: Helianthus annuus (common sunflower)
Lineage: Eukaryota; Viridiplantae; Streptophyta; Magnoliopsida; Asterales; Asteraceae
Product: cytochrome P450 97B2, chloroplastic
Exons: 14
Coding region: 191-1915 (574 amino acids)
Cellular component (GO): chloroplast
Molecular function (GO): monooxygenase activity; iron ion binding; oxidoreductase activity, acting on paired donors, with incorporation or reduction of molecular oxygen
Source: RefSeq, a predicted model, not a curated record